UGUCGUUUCCUUUUUUCUUCUCAGCAAUGUCCUACUUUGCGACAAUACCUUUUCUUUAGAAGCUAGAAUUUUUAGUGUGGUUUUGUUGUUUAUGUUUUACUGUGCUGGUGCCGAUCUGUCUUCUUUUCUUUUUUUUUGGCGUCGUUGACGAAACCAAACAAAGAAAGUCUUUCUUCUCUAGCAAGAGUGACAACGAAUCAAUCAAACUUAGCCCCGAGCCAAAGGGCGGCAGAGGCGGGCCUCAUCUAAGUCACUGUUAUGUGUACUUUGCUAGGGAAGUAGACUGACUUUACCAAGGUCGUACCUUGGUCAUCACAUCGUUCCAGAGAAUUACAAGGGUUCGUCUGGGGGGGCAGGACAUGGUGACAGGCCAAGCCGAGUUCGUCCAAGUGCCGAUACCAAUCUGUCGUCCGCCGUUGGGAAACCCUGGCCACUGUCACCCAAUUCGCGCCGUCACUCGUCUUCACUUUGCUGUGAAUGGAGCGCACGCAUUCAUUCGACAUACAACCCAACGUCCACAUGACCACCCUGGUUGCCGCUCGAUUAUCAAAGGGCUUACGUUCACGGUCUUCUUUUCUCCUUUGGCCCUUCCCUUCAGACCGAACCAGACAGACCUCUAAAGAGAGCACAGACCGCAUUGCGUCAAUUUCCAUCAUUUUGCCCAUCCUGGUAUGUGGCACUGUAAGCCUCCAGGGCUGUGUUAAUAACAUAAUCGCUCCGAUGUUCGACCCUUUACGUAGCAAGAGAGUUGUUCGAGCCUGGAGCCCUUGUUAUUCCGAAAAUGACGACUUCCCUCCUUCAGCAGCCUUGUUUUCUCUCGGGCGUUUCCACCCCCUUGGCUCUUGGUUCUUUUACCAAUCUACGAACAAGAGCACUGACCCGAUUCAGUAUCGGAUCGACCUCGGUCGUCAUCCCAAAGUCUAGAACACUGUGAUAUGACGCAUUUGACCAUCCACUCCCUUCUAUCUCCAAAGAUAUCGCCAGGACUAGUUGCGACAGUUUUCCCAAUACUGCAU
Molecule: messenger RNA, 1016 nt
Organism: Pyricularia oryzae 70-15
Lineage: Eukaryota; Fungi; Ascomycota; Sordariomycetes; Magnaporthales; Pyriculariaceae
Exons: 3
Coding region: 478-924 (148 amino acids)
Source: RefSeq, a predicted model, not a curated record